Molecule: messenger RNA, 1363 nt
Organism: Anthonomus grandis grandis
Lineage: Eukaryota; Metazoa; Arthropoda; Insecta; Coleoptera; Curculionidae
Product: testicular acid phosphatase homolog
Exons: 6
Coding region: 207-1310 (367 amino acids)
Biological process (GO): dephosphorylation
Molecular function (GO): phosphatase activity
Source: RefSeq, a predicted model, not a curated record
ACUAGCUGUCAAUAGACUUUUUUACCAUUUUGUGUGUUAAAAAACGAUUACGAAAAUGAUCAAAUUGAGCCGUGAGGAUGUUAAAUUACGACUUGACUAAAAAAUCUAUUAAUCUGUCAACAAGGCUGCUGGAUCACGGACCACACCUUAUAAGAUUAAAUUACCUUAUAAAUAAAGAUAAACGAGAUAAUUUUUGAUUGAAAUGAAUGAUGAAAUCGCCUAAAAUGCGGUUUUUAUUAUGUUCCUUUUUUUGUUUAUUAAAAUUUACCCAGUGUAGUGAAAUUCCGAAUCAACUUCACGUUCUUUUUAGACAUGGAGAGAAAACGCCGACAAGUACUUUUCCCAACGAUCCGCAUAAAAAUCAUCGGUGGGAAACUGGAAUGGGAUAUCUUACAAAUGCAGGCAAAAAGCAAAUCUAUAGCCUGGGAACAAAUCUGAAGACUCACUAUGGCUCAUUUAUACCUAAGUAUUACUGGCCCACAGAGGUUAAUUUUACCAGCAGCUAUUCUGAAAGAUGUCUUAUGAGUGCAGAACUAUUGGGUGCCGGUCUAUUCCCUCCACAGGACGUGCAGAUAUGGAAUGCUGAUCUUUUAUGGCAACCUAUUCCCAUACAUUAUUUACCGAGGAACAUGGAUAAUUUAAUAGCCAUGAAGAGUAAUUGUACACAGUAUGACAAAGAGUUCUUGGAAGUCCAAAAUUCUACUAAAGUGAGAAACUACAACAAAGAAUACCAAGAACUAUACAGCUACCUUACAGAGCAUACUGGGCAGAUUAUAAAUAGCAUAGGUGAUAUAGAUACUCUUUAUGGCAUACUGGAAAUCUAUCAGUUAACCAAUCUGUCACUCCCUUACUGGGUUAACGAUACUUUGAUGGCGCAGUUGAGUGUCAUAUAUGCACAAAACUUAGCAAUAUAUUCUGAGACUGAGUAUAUGAUGAAAAUGAAAGGAGGAGUCUUCUUAAAAACCAUAUUGGACCUAAUGGAAUCCUCAGUAAAUCAGACUAAAAUUGUUCCAAAAAUUAAUGUAUAUGCUGGACAUGAUAUUACUAUUGUCCAUGUAAUGAGGGCUUUAAAAUUAAUUGACGUUUUUAAACCUGAAUUUGGAUCCUCCCUGAUUUUUGAAUUGCAUGACGAUUCUGUAAUAAAGGUCUUCUAUUGGUCUACAUGGAAUGAAAAAGAACCGAUAGAGCAAAAAUUACCCAAUUGUAAAGAACCUUGUACGAUAGAAAAUUUUAAAAAUGGGUAUGAUUCGGUGCUACCAUCGAAUUGGGCACAGGAAUGUCAACUGUAUGCUACCUAUAAAGAAAAUUAGUAUUCGUAAAAUUUGUAUUUUCAUGUUAAUAGAGGAGUGUUAUGAAAUAAUCA